AUGCUUCCUUUUUUCAUGUUCUUGCUGACGAUUGUCAGUCCCUGUAUCUCAUGGUUGGGGAGCCAGCGCAAGCUGAGGGGAUAUGCGGUGACUUUCAUCGACAACCACGACACGGGCAGCACCCAAAGACACUGGCCCUUUCCUGACGACAAGGUGAUGAUGGGCUAUGCCUACAUCUUGACACAUCCAGGAAUUCCGUCAGUGUUCUGGGACCACAUCAUGGACUGGGGUGACGAGCAUCGCAAGAAAAUUGCAUCAUUGCUCAAGGCUCGACGAGAUUCAGGCAUUCCUGUGGAUGCCCCGGUAAACAUUCAGUGCGCCGACGAUACCUUGUACUUGGCCGAGAUCGGCCAGCCACCAGCGUUGCGCGUAGCACUUGGCCCGCGUCCAGCCGGCCAGCCAGACAUGAACUACUGGUCUCACGGACCGAAUGGCCAUGGCUACCGUGUGUGGGUGAAGAGGACUGCAACACCACAGGUCUACACGUCUCUUGGUCCGACUCCAGAGGCCACGCCCCUGGCGUCGCGUGCGAACUCCCCGCGCUCCAAGAAGAGUGAGGAGGGCCUGCGGGUCGGCACGGAAGCGCUGACGGCAGAGACUUUGAAGCUGAUGGAUUCCUGUCAGCUGCGAAAGCUUCGUGAUCGUCUCCAGGCCAUGCUUCAAGCCACGGAGACCGCCUUGGAGAUGAAAAGGCGCUAG
Messenger RNA from Symbiodinium necroappetens, 699 nucleotides. The record is from the annotation of a GenBank genome assembly. NCBI's taxonomy places the organism in Eukaryota, Dinophyceae, Suessiales, Symbiodiniaceae.